Messenger RNA from Carassius auratus (goldfish), 1189 nucleotides. RefSeq names its product E3 ubiquitin/ISG15 ligase TRIM25-like. Gene Ontology annotation, molecular function: zinc ion binding. The transcript is spliced from 3 exons. The coding region runs from base 94 to 1011 and encodes 305 amino acids. NCBI's taxonomy places the organism in Eukaryota, Metazoa, Chordata, Actinopteri, Cypriniformes, Cyprinidae. The record is from RefSeq and is a predicted model, not a curated record.
ACCAGGAAGCAGGAAUCGCCUGAUUUCAGGGAAAGAGAAACUGAAGUGUAGUUGAGCUGUUGUGUGUUUGUGUCUCUGUAUUCAAGCAGUAAAAUGGCAGAAGCCAGAUUUUCUCAGGAUGAGUUCUUGUGUCCAGUGUGUCUGGAUCUGCUGAAGGAUCCAGUGACCACUUCCUGUGGACACAGUUACUGUAAGAUCUGUAUUACAGACUGCUGGGAUCAGGAGGAUCAGAAGAGAGUCUACAGCUGUCCUCAGUGCAGACAGACCUUCAGUCCAAGACCUGCUUUAUCUAGAAACACCAUGCUGACUGAAGUGGUGGAGAAACUGAAGAAGACCAGACUCUCUGAUGACUGUUACGCUGGAGCUGGAGAUGUGCAGUGUGACGUCUGUACUGGAAGAAAAUACAGAGCCGUCAAGUCCUGUCUGGUGUGUCUGAACUCUUACUGUCAGAAUCACCUCCAACAACAUGAGAGUUUCUUUAGAGGAAAGAGACACAAUCUGACUGAAGCCACUGGACGACUGCAGGAGAUGAUCUGCCAGAAACAUGAGAAGAUCCUCGAGGUUUUCUGUCGCACUGAUCAGAAAUGUAUAUGUAUGAUGUGUACAGUUAUUGAACAUAAAAACCACGACAUUGUAUCAGCUGCAGAUCAGAGGACAGAGAAACAGAAGCAGCUGAAGGAGACUCAGAAGACGCUCCAGCAGAGAAUCCAGCAGAGAGAGAAAGAUCUCCAGCAGCUGAGAGAGACUGUGGAGUCUCAUAAGCGCUCUGCACAGACAGCAGUGGAGGACAGUGAGAGGAUCUUUACUGAGCUCAUCCGCUCCAUUGAGAGAAGCCGCUCUGAGCUGAUACGACUGAUCAGAGAUCAGGAAAAGACUGCAGUGAGUCGAGCUGAAGAACGACUGGAGAAACUGGAGCAGGAGAUCAAUGAUCUGAGGAGGAGAGACGCUGAGCUGGAGCAGCUUUCACACACACAGGAUCACAUCCAGUUCCUGCAGGUAACACACAUCUAGAAGAACAGGAUCAUAGUGGACUUGAGCAGAUCCUGCUGUGACAGAGACUCACAGAGAAACAGUUCAUGAGUGUCUUAUUAUAUAAUCAUCAGUCAGACUCUCAUCUGAUCAUCUUCUUCUGAAAGAGACGCCGCUUACAAAUGGCUUUCAAGUCCGGGUCUCUAACCACUCUUAAGUG